AUGGUUUUCCAUAAGGAGUUCCAGAAUGCAGGCAAGGAGCCUGGUCUGCAGAUUUGGAGGAUAGAGAAGAUGGAUCUGAAACCUGUUCCCAAACAACUGCUUGGAAACUUCUUCACUGGUGAUGCCUAUGUUGUCCUUUACACCACUCCUGCUCCAUCCUACAAUGUCCACAUGUGGUUGGGCAAUGAGUGCUCCCAGGAUGAAGGUGGAGCUGCUGCCAUCUUUACAAUGCAGCUGGAUGAUCAUCUGGGUGGAGCACCAGUCCAGUACCGUGAGGUUCAGAACAAUGAGUCCGUUACCUUCCUUGGCUACUUUAAAACUGGGAUUAAGUACAAGCAAGGUGGUGUGGCCUCUGGAUUCCAGCACGUGGUGACUAAUGACAUGAAUGUGAAGCGUCUGCUUCACAUUAAGGGACGACGUGCCAUCCGUGCCACAGAGGUGAAUAUGUCUUGGGCCAGCUUCAAUCGCGGCGACUGCUUCAUCAUUGAUCUCGGCAAGGACAUCUACCAAUGGUGUGGGAGUGACUGCAACCGAUUUGAGCGGUUGAAAGCCUCUGAGGUGGCUAUUGGCAUUCGUGAUAAUGAGAGAAAUGGGCGUGCUAGUCUGCACAUGGUUGAGGAUGGUGCUGAGCCAGAGGCUGUCAUUGCUGCUCUUGGGUGCAAGCCCAACAUCCCAGCAGGAAGUCCUGACAAUGAGACGACUGACAGAGCCAAUCAGAAAAAGGGCACACUCUACGUGGUGUCUGAUGCUACAGGCUCUAUGAAGACAUCUCUGGUGGCCCAAAGCAGCCCUUUUAAACAGGAAAUGCUCACUCCCACCGAAUGCUACAUCCUGGACAAUGGAGUGGACAGCAAGAUCUUUCUUUGGAAAGGACCAAAUGCAAACACUGAAGAACGUAAGGCAGCCAUGAAGGUAGCUGAGCAGUUUAUCAAAGACAAGAACUACCCCAGAAACACACAGAUCCAGGUUAUGCCAGCCGGAGGCGAGACCACACUGUUCAAGCAGUUCUUCAGUAACUGGAAGGAUAAGGAUCAAAGCACAGGUCCAGGCCAGGCCUACAGCAUUGGCCGCAUUGCCAAAGUUUCACAGGUUCCCUUUGAUGCAUCCAGUCUGCACUCCAACAAAACUAUGGCUGCCCAGCAUGGCAUGGUGGAUGACGGCUCUGGCAAGGUCCAGAUAUGGCGUGUAGAGGGUGGCGAUAAAGUUCCUGUAGACGCUUCCAGCUAUGGGCAGUUCUAUGGAGGAGACUGUUACCUGAUCCUCUACACCUAUCGCCAGGGAAGCAGAGAGCAACAUAUUAUCUACACCUGGCAAGGACUUAAGUGUACACAAGAUGAGCUGGCUGCCUCAGCUUUUCUAACAGUCAAGCUGGAUGAUUCCAUGGGAGGUUCGCCUGUCCAGGUACGUGUCACUCAAGGCCAGGAACCGGCCCAUUUGAUGAGCCUGUUCAAGGGGAAACCCAUGAUCAUCCACAUGGGUGGGACUUCACGUAAAGGUGGUCAAAGUCAGACUGGCAAUACACGCCUUUUCCAUAUCCGCCAGAGCUCCACCCGUGCAACACGCGCUGUGGAGGUGGAACCCACUGCAUCCAAACUGAAUACUAACGAUGUGUUUGUGCUGAAGUGUCCUGGUGGCCUGUUUCUGUGGAAAGGAGUGGCCGCUUCAGAGGAAGAAAUGGCUGCUGCUAAAUACGUCUGCAGCUUCCUUGGAGGCAGUGCCACAGAAAUUUCAGAGGGCAGAGAGCCGGCUGGGUUUUGGUCAGCUUUGGGUGGAAAGAAGGACUAUCAAACCUCUAAAAGUCUGCAGAAGACUGUUAAACCUCCACGUCUCUUUGGCUGCUCCAACAAGACUGGACGUCUAAUUGCUGACGAAGUGCCUGGAGAUUUCACUCAGUCUGAUUUGGCCACUGAUGAUGUCAUGCUGCUGGACACCUGGGACCAGGUCUUUGUUUGGAUUGGUAAUGAUGCCAACGAGGUGGAGAGGAAUGGAGCUGAUAAAAUAGCCAAAGAUUAUGUGGAUUCUGACCCCUCUGGUCGCCGUGGCACCCCGCUCAUCACUGUAAAGCAAGGCUUUGAGCCCCCAACUUUCACUGGCUGGUUCCAGGCUUGGGACGCAAAGAUGUGGGACACAGACCCACUGGAUCGCAUCCGUGGUCGUUUCUAAAAGCACGCGCAUUCAGACACGCAAACCUUUAUAUACUUUGCAUAGCUUCCAGAAUACUCACCUAUUGUGUUUCAUGCAUUGAUGGUCUGUAAAGGAUGCAGAUGGGAACACAGUAUGCAAUAAUGCUGCAUGUUAAGCCACUAUGUACUGUAUUUUGCGACUAUUAAUGACUUUUUUGCCUUGUUGAUUCCUAUGCAUUGACUUGCCAUUUUAUACAAUUAAACUCUUUUAUAUGCUUCUGUAUUCCAGUGAUGUUUUCGACUGCAUGGUCAUUAUGAAUUUUUAAAAUGAAAAUUACAAGAAAUGGAAAUGGAAAAUGUUUUGUUUUUUUUGAGCAAGUCAAUAACAUUUGUCUGUAUUUGACAACUUGGUGCCAUUUGGAUUGUUAAAAAUUGUACACAUGCAUGGUUAAUUCCUCGCAAAUUUGCAGAUUAAAACAUCUGAGAGAAUAUAUUGUAGUUGCUGAAAAAGAUUUUAAUGUAUCUCUACCAUUAUUCUGAAUCCCAGUAUAUAAUAAAUCACCUUUUCAAAAUA
Carassius auratus (goldfish) is the source of this 2697-nucleotide messenger RNA. Its product is annotated as gelsolin. The coding region runs from base 1 to 2163 and encodes 720 amino acids. The transcript has 16 exons. Gene Ontology annotation, molecular function: actin filament binding; phosphatidylinositol-4,5-bisphosphate binding. The record is from RefSeq and is a predicted model, not a curated record. Gene Ontology annotation, cellular component: cytoplasm; actin cytoskeleton. Gene Ontology annotation, biological process: actin polymerization or depolymerization; barbed-end actin filament capping; cell projection assembly. Lineage: Eukaryota; Metazoa; Chordata; Actinopteri; Cypriniformes; Cyprinidae.